Molecule: messenger RNA, 2741 nt
Organism: Ascochyta rabiei
Lineage: Eukaryota; Fungi; Ascomycota; Dothideomycetes; Pleosporales; Didymellaceae
Exons: 1
Coding region: 339-2741 (800 amino acids)
Biological process (GO): nuclear envelope organization
Cellular component (GO): meiotic nuclear membrane microtubule tethering complex; nuclear envelope
Molecular function (GO): protein-membrane adaptor activity
Source: RefSeq, a predicted model, not a curated record
AUGCGAUUUCUUGAAAUACUCCUCGGCGCAUUGUUACCUCUGUUGUUUUCGCUGUUGGAAGCCCAGCGUUCACCUUCACCGCAACAAAGUUCAGGUGAAUAUCAACACCAGCCACUCAGUUUUUGCUAUUGUCAGCGCUAUUGUUCUUACUGCUGCUGUUUAAUUACCCCGCUCCUAUUAUACUAUUUUCUCUUGCACUUGUUUCCUCAACUUGCCUCCGUUACGCACACAACAUUCAUCAAACACCAACUCAUAUCUGUACAGCUGCGAACACAACAGACUACCCGGAAGCUUCUUUUCAAUUCUCAUCUUCUCUUUACCGGUCUCCACACUUCAUCAUGUCAGGUUUGGGCGGGCCCACGCCGCGUCGUUCUGGACGACUGAGUUCAAAAGCUGGUUCUGUUAUUGAGCAGUCAGUGGUGACGAUUUACACCUCAGGGGGUACUCGCCAACGUAACCAAGGACCGCUCACCAAAGUCAAACCUCGCAGAUCAAAUGCUUAUGGCGCCAGUGGUCGUGUCGGUGCCGCAGAAGAGUUGUCAGUCUCUGCAACAGGCUUCGCACAGGCAUUCCAAAACCAGAGAGGUGAUGCCGUUGCUCGCGACGAUGACGAAGAGGAGGAGGAGGAGGAGGAGGAGGAAGACGAUAGUGUUGACGAGCUGGGCAGUCAGGCGAGAAUGAGUGGUGCACUUAACGGAAGCCGUGCGCGUCAUUCGCCGAUACACGAACGCUCCUCCCCUCCGCGGAUCGCGGCACCUUUCAUUUUCGAGUCGCCUGGCGUACCUUUCAGUGAAGAAGACCUUGCAUUUUCGCUCGGCAGUACAUCUAAGUCCUUUGGCAUGGAACACGAAGCUGGUAUGCUGCAGGACAAUCAGCGUCGCACGGCUCCACGCUCUUCUUCACAACAACCUACUCCAGUUCCCAGAAGUACUUUCCGUGCUGUCGGUCAAUCGACCAGGCUGUUACCCAGCACCAAGGCUACGCCUGACAAGGUUGCGAUUGAUGAAUCUAUCGACGAUCUUCUUGCAGAAGAGCGUGCCAGACUGCAGAGGGAUGGCCCAGGGCGAUCGCGACCUGCACCCAGACCUGCCUCGCGGCCAGCACCACAACCGGAAAUUCGCCAUGCUGUGCGACCUGAGGUACGCAUCGAGUCACGCGUCGAGCCACGAUCCGAGCCACGAUCCGAGCCACGAUCCGAAGCACAUUCUCAGCCACGAGUGGCACGACAGCCGGAACCACAAGCCCAACCAGGGAUCCAGCUCCGCCACCCUGGCUCUGUCAAACAGAUGGUCGGGCAUAUCGGGCCAUUUGAGGAGCUCUUGCCUGAAGAGCUGCUGGAAGAUGAGCCAGAAUGGCCAUGGCGGCCAGUGCUCGAACGGGCUUAUUGGGCUUUGUUGAUCUCUGGAGGCAUUGUUCUUCUCCUCUCCACACUGCUCUCCGGAACCUCGGAUGCCAACCCCAAGACUGCUAUGCACACCGCUGUUGGCACUCGGCUCUCGCAAUCAUGGUACGACCUUGCCGACUGGAUAAUGCCUAGUAAGCAAAGGUACAACGAAACGGACCUGCUCCAAGAUUGGCUGCACGAAGGCGACACAACGGGCGAUCAUCUUGUGUGGGCACGCGUGUGGAAGAACCAUCGAGAGUACACAGGAAAAUUUGACGCUAUGCACGGAGCUAUUGAAAAGAUUCAGGAAGAGCUACCGGAGUUAGUAGUGGUUCGUCGCCAUCCAGAUGGUCACCGCGAAAUUACCGACGAGUUCUGGAACGCAUUACUGAGCAAAGCGCAGUCCAAGGGCGAUGACACCGAGUGGAUCGAAUUUCUCAGAGCAAACAAUCAGAAAGUGCAGGCUUUGAAUGGCGAGCCUGUUGACGUUGGAAAGCCUGCGGUUCGACCGGAAAUAGUGCACCGUCGUGAGUUUAUGGACAUGAUGGGUCAGCACUACAAGACUAUAUCUGCCGAUGUCGAUCAAAAGAUUCUUGAAAGCUUCAAGAACCACGAACCGAAAAUCAAGUCGUUGAUCCAAGCCGAGGUGCGCAAAAACUCUAUGGAUUUCAUCCGUCUGGAGUCCCUUGCUCAGAGCAACCUCAUUGCCAGCUACGAGCUCAACCUAAAAAAGCCCAACUACUUCUCCACUGGACUCGGUGCCAUCGUCGAACCCGGUCGCACUUCUUCAACAUUCGACAAUGGUUCGCCUUGGCUCGCCAAACUAGUGAAGAGCAGUAUGCGUGGAGCCACCGCGAAUCCGCCCAAAGCCGCACUUACGAAAUGGGAAGAGUUUGGCGACUGCUGGUGCGCGGCACCAAACCCUAUGAAAGGGUACGCUCGACUCGGUAUUUCUCUGUCGCGCUACAUGUUCCCGAAACAGGUCACUGUCGAGCAUGCACCGGUAAGCAUGUCUCCUACGGGCAACGUCAACAACGCUCCGCGCAACAUCGAGCUGUGGGCUGAAACAGAUCAACCGGUCAAACAAAACUAUGGCCAGAGCCACAACAAGUGCCUGGAUCCUGCAGAUCUGCAAAGGCACGGCUACGUUUGCUUGGGCACCUUCAAGUACAACAUCCACGCUUCCAAUCAUGUGCAGACUUUUGAUCUCGAUGCCCAGCUUUCGGUACCGACCAGCAGGGUCAUUGUGCAGGUUACAUCGAACUGGGGAGCUUCGAACACAUGUCUUUAUCGCGUGCGCCUCCACGGCGACGAUGCCGAGGAGAACUACAACUAUGACGUAACUCUGAACGAUUAG